This is a messenger RNA of Magnolia sinica, 1494 nucleotides long. RefSeq lists its product as uncharacterized. Lineage: Eukaryota; Viridiplantae; Streptophyta; Magnoliopsida; Magnoliales; Magnoliaceae. The transcript is spliced from 7 exons. Bases 124 to 549 code for a protein of 141 amino acids. The record is from RefSeq and is a predicted model, not a curated record.
UGGUGAGGCAGAUUUCCAGAUCUUGCAGACCUUGAACAUGUUAGCUUACUUGAAUUUCUCUAUUUUGUUCUUUACAUAGUUUCCUGUAUCAGUUGCGCAAAGGAGCUGCUCAUUGUCACAGCCAUGGAGUGCUACACAGGUUACCUUUUUGUUGGUUAUUCACUGAUGAUUAUGCUUGAAGGUGCAAAGGCAACAACAGAAACUGUAGAUGCUCUGAGGACAGGAGCAUCAGCAAUGAAGCCUAUCCAGAUCUCUUUGUAUCAAGACCCAGUAUGCAUGAUGAUUGUUUUCUUGAAGGAGCUGUGGCCGGAUAUAAAGGACUCAAAGUUAUUUCGAAAACAUAUUCAUUUCCAACAACUGAUAAGCUAUUCCAAAAUAAAAUUUGGGUUGGAACAGUCGAAGGUCUUCCUGUCUAUUUCAUUGAGCCUCAUCAUCUGGCUAAAUUCUUCUGGAGAGGACAGUUUUAUGCGGAGAAUGAUGAUUUCAAGCGUUUUUCAUUCUUUAGUCAUGCAACACUUGAAUUGCUUCUUCGAGCUGGCAAGAAACUAGAUAUAAUCCAUUGCCAUAUGACUGACAGACAACGUUUGUUGUAUGCACUGGCAACAGUUAGAAUUUCACUAGUUCCUUUUCAUAAAUAAUUUCUGAUGUUUUUCCCCCCUCUAAUAAGUAAACUUGGCAUCUCAGGCACCACUCUAUUGGGAUUUGUAUGGUCCUAGAGGUUUGAAUACAGCUAGAACUUGCUUUACAUGCCACAAUUUUGAGUAUCAGGGGACAACACCUGCUUCAGAGUUGGCAUCCUGUGGCGUUGAUGUUCACCAGCUGAGUAGACAUGAUAGGAUGCAGGUAAAUGCAUCACAUGAUAGAGUCAAUCCAAUUAAGGUAAUUGAUUUCAAUGGUACAUUUGAAUUAAGAAAAAGGCAUCAAGGUGCGACAUGUUUUACAUGUUCCCAUUCUUUAGGGUGCGAUUGUGUUCUCCAACAUUGUAACAACAGUAUCUCCAUCUCUCUCCCUGCCCCGACUCUCUCUAUAUCUCUCCGCGCUGAUUUUGCUAAAAAAUAUGAUAACAUGGAGGCUGAAAUGGCUGACCUUGUUCAGGAGGUUUCAUUGGAUUACUGCGUGGGAUAGAGAAAUUCGAUUCUUCAAAAGGGUACAAAAUAUCAACUUAUGUAUAUUGGUGGAUUCGUCAGCAACUGAAGUAUAGAAGCCUCAGAAGAACCAGCUCCUACUGCAAACAUCACCUAGCCAACUAGUACAGAAUAUAAGACCCUGUUGCAAGUUCUGUUAUCAAUAUUAUUUCCACCUUUUAAGUUCUGAACAUGACAAACAUCAUUGUUGUUAUUUGCUGCAAAUUUAUUUAUUUAUUUAUUUAUUAUAUAUUUGUGGAUCUUUUUUUGACUGGAUUAAGUGGGCCUGGGUUGUAUUGUUAGAGUGGUUCUUUCACCUGCAACAUUAUAAAUAAAGUGGUGUAGAGAGAUCUUUCUACACUUUUUCUUC